AUGGGUAUCGUCGACAAAAUUAGCGCUAAGCUCUCUGGCCAUGACUCUGAGGAGACUCGCCAUGAAUCUACCUACGACGCAUCGAACCCAACUCAUUCUUCGGUCCAUGACCCUUCCAGAAUUCACGAAGGAACUGUAAUUGACCCAAACCCAAAUGUCGGUGCUGCUUCGCAUGCUGGUCACUCGAAGAGCUCCCACACUGGUAACACAAGCCAUAUCACCCACCCUAAUGCUGGAACUACCUCUGGCACUUCUGCUGGAGUGAUCCCUGGCUCGAAUGUCAACGAAGUUGACAACUUGGCUGCUGCUCAUGGUUCUCAUCAUGGAAACACCCACUCUACCACUGGCUCUACCGGUUUGAGCAACACUUCCGGUAGCGGGUACAGACCAUCUGGUGAUAUCGAGGCAUCCGACAAGGUCGGCAGCAGACACGAUAACACUGCGUUCGCAACUUCUGGUACCCAUGGCACCUCUGGUACUCAUGGCAUCUCUGGUACCCAUGGCACCUCUGGCGCUUACGACACUACUGGAGUAAACACCGCAGGCAGAACUCAUGAGACUUCUGGUCUCCACUCAAGCUCUGGUGCCUACGACACCACUGGAGUGAACACUGCAGGCAGAACUCAUGAGACUUCCGGUCUCCACUCAAGCUCUGGUGCUUACGACACUACUGGAGUGAACACUGCAGGCAGAACUCAUGAGACUUCCGGUCUUCACUCCAGCUCCGGUUCCCACAAUGUUGCUGGCCUCCACUCCUCUGGUGACCACACUUCAUCUGGCCACCACUCCAAGACUGGAUCAAACAAUGCAUCUGGCGUCCACAAUGAUGCCAGUGGCAAGCAAAAGUUGAACGAAUACGGUGAGCCAGUCAUCGAAAAGAACGCUGUUACCUCCGAGGUUCGUGAGCAGAAGAACAAGGGUAACACCAUGACUGCCAACCUUGCCCAAUCUGCCGACGAGUUUGACAGAAAGGCUGGCAGAAUGUUCGGUAAGGAGACUUUGACUGGCUCUGACAAGGGUGUCGGUUCUAAAGUUUUAGGCAAGAAGGAGGCCAAGGAAGAGGAGAAGGAGUACGACAAUUUGCACAGUGGAUCUGCAAAGCACACUUCUCAAACCUCUACCCACCAGACCCCAACAUCCUCUUACCACAACACUCACGGUAGUAACACUCUCGGAGCCACCUCCGGUACUACUUUCGACCGCAGAGAGGCUCCAGCUGUGUCUGGUUCUCACCCAACUACAGUUGAUGACAUCCAAACAUCCACCAGAAGUGGUGCUGAGUAUCCAACUGGUGCCACCCAUGGCUCUCAUGUUGGUACACAUGGUGCUAGUUCUGGCGUAACUGGCGCCACUCUUGGUUCCUCUCACGGUACCCACGGAGCAGGCUUCGGUACAACUGGUUCUACCCAUGGUCAAACUCACAGCACCACACACGAUGCAACUCGCUCCGGUGCUUACGGUGAGACUUAUGCUGACAAAAAGGACCACACUAUGGACUCAUCAGUUCCACUUAAGUCCACCUCUGGUGUGUCCCACAACACGCACGGUUCCAGCGCACUCGGUUCGCACAAUGAGAGCAACUACGGUACCACUUCAAGCCAAGGUUACCUGACUACUAACACCCACGGCGCCGACCACACCUCCAACACUCCACGCACUGCAGGUUUGGGCUUCACAACCGGUAACACUACCUUGGAUGAGAAGGUUGCUCGCUUGGACGUUAAGGGUCAAGAACAAGCCAAGAAUGCCUACAACAAGGGUUACCAAGAUGGUAUUCACAAUGCUCACUAA
Molecule: messenger RNA, 1791 nt
Organism: Australozyma saopauloensis
Lineage: Eukaryota; Fungi; Ascomycota; Pichiomycetes; Serinales; Metschnikowiaceae
Exons: 1
Coding region: 1-1791 (596 amino acids)
Source: RefSeq, a predicted model, not a curated record